This is a messenger RNA of Stegastes partitus (bicolor damselfish), 1248 nucleotides long. RefSeq names its product even-skipped homeobox 2 (gene evx2). The transcript is spliced from 3 exons. Gene Ontology annotation, cellular component: nucleus. Bases 1 to 1248 code for a protein of 415 amino acids. The record is from RefSeq and is a predicted model, not a curated record. Gene Ontology annotation, molecular function: RNA polymerase II cis-regulatory region sequence-specific DNA binding; DNA-binding transcription factor activity, RNA polymerase II-specific. Gene Ontology annotation, biological process: regulation of transcription by RNA polymerase II. NCBI's taxonomy places the organism in Eukaryota, Metazoa, Chordata, Actinopteri, Pomacentridae.
AUGAUGGAGAGGAUAAGAAAAGAGAUGAUAUUGAUGGAGAGAGGUCUGCACAGUCCUGUCGCCGGGAAGAGGCUCUCAGACGCGCCUGGAAAUUCCGUGCUGGAGGCCCUGGAAAACUCUCAGCACGGCGGACGGCUAAGCCCGAGAAUAACUUCGGCUUCUCUCCAUGGAAACCUUGGGGACAUCCCGACCAAAAGCAAAUUUGAAAUUGACAGUCUUUUCGGUACGCACCACAACAGCGAGAACACUUCGUCGGCGGAGAUUUCCUCGUCGGAGAGCAGGAAGAAAAUGAGCAUUUACUCCGAAGUUUCGCAAGAAUCAGAUAUUAACAGUGAUGUGGAGGUGGGAUGCCCUGCGCAUCGCUCCCCGAGCCAGCACAAGGAAAACAACAAAGGUUUUUCAGACAGUUCUGGAUCUUCCAACUCGAGCUCCAACUCCCUCCCGAACAUGAACGGUAAUUCAUCGGGAGGAUCAAACAAUUCCAACUCCGACCAGGUCAGAAGGUAUCGGACUGCUUUCACCAGAGAACAAAUCGGUCGACUGGAAAAGGAGUUUUACAGGGAAAAUUACGUUUCGAGACCGAGACGGUGUGAGCUGGCCGCUGCGCUAAACCUGCCCGAAACUACAAUAAAGGUGUGGUUCCAGAACAGGCGGAUGAAGGAUAAAAGGCAGCGUUUGGCGAUGUCCUGGCCCCAUCCUGCAGACCCCAGCUUCUACACUUACAUGAUGACGCAUGCGGCAGCUACAGGGAGCCUACCUUACCCUUUCCACUCGCACAUGCCUCUGCAUUACUACCCGCACGUCGGUGUCACCGCAGCAGCAGCGGCCGCCGCCGCCACCGGUGCCGCCUCGUCACCUUUCGCCACCUCCAUCCGGCCCCUCGAUACCUUCCGAGCGCUCUCCCACCCCUACUCACGGCCGGAGCUCCUGUGCAGCUUCAGGCACCCGGGACUCUACCAGUCGCCCGCAGGCCUGAACAGCUCGGCGGCGGCGUCAGCGGCGGCGGCGGCUGCGGCCGCGGCGGCGGCGGUGAGCGCGCCGUCGGCCACCGGGCCUUGUUCGUGUCUGAGCUGCCACAGCAGCCAGGCGGCGAGCGCGCUGGGCUCCAGGAGCGCCAGCGCUGACUUUACCUGCACAGCUUCCGGGCAAAGAUCCGAGAGUGGAUUUUUGCCGUAUUCUGCCGCUGUUCUCAGCAAGACCUCAGUCCCGUCACCAGACCAACGAGAAGAAAGUUCACUUAACAGAUAA